Messenger RNA from Eruca vesicaria subsp. sativa (arugula), 1660 nucleotides. NCBI's taxonomy places the organism in Eukaryota, Viridiplantae, Streptophyta, Magnoliopsida, Brassicales, Brassicaceae. The record is from the annotation of a GenBank genome assembly.
AUUCAAGCCUAAUAAUACAUUUUAUUUUUUUCUUUUUAAAGGGAUUUUUAAGGUUCAGAAGGAGAAAAUCUGAGAAAUGAAAUCAGAUUUCUUUUCUAUUCUCGUUCUUGGUUUGAUCUUCAACAGCUUGGUGCUGUUCUGUAAUGGAGGCCUCACCAGUAACUUCGUCAGGAAAACAGAGAAGUCCACUGACAUGCCUUUUGAUAGCGAUGUCUUUCGUGCUCCUCCUGGUUAUAAUGCACCUCAACAGCUGCACAUAACACAAGGAGAUGUAGAAGGGAAGGCAGUGAUAGUGUCUUGGGUGACACAAGAAGCACCAGGUUCGAACACAGUCCUUUACUGGAAAGAGCAUAGCUCCCAAAAACACAAAGCCCAUGGCAAAACCAACACUUACAAGUUCUACAAUUAUACUUCUGGUUAUAUUCAUCAUUGCACCAUCAGAAACUUGGAGUAUGACUCCAAGUACUAUUAUGUGGUUGGUGUGGGACAAACUGAGCGCAAGUUCUGGUUCUUCACUCCUCCUAAAGUUGGUCCUGACGUUCCUUACACGUUUGGUCUCAUUGGGGAUCUCGGGCAGACUUUUGACUCAAACAUAACCUUAACACAUUAUGAGAAUAGCCCCAAAAAGGGACAAGCUGUUUUGUUUGUAGGGGAUCUCUCAUAUGCUGAUAACUAUCCUAAUCAUGAUAAUAAUAGAUGGGACAGUUGGGGAAGAUUUUCUGAAAGAAGCACAGCUUAUCAGCCAUGGAUUUGGACAACAGGAAAUCAUGAACUCGAUUUUGCACCCGAGAUUGGAGAAAACAAACCGUUUAAGCCAUUCACGCAUAGGUACCGCACUCCUUACCGAGCAUCAGGCAGCACAGAACCAUUUUGGUACUCGAUAAAGAGAGGACCAGCUUACAUCAUUGUGCUUUCUUCAUAUUCAGCAUAUGGUAAAUAUACGCCACAAUACUCGUGGCUGGAAAAAGAGUUUCCAAAAGUUAACAGAACAGAAACUCCAUGGUUGAUUGUUCUGAACCAUUCACCUUGGUACAACAGCUACAAUUACCAUUACAUGGAAGGUGAAACAAUGAGAGUGAUGUAUGAGCCGUGGUUUGUCGAGAACAGAGUAGAUAUUGUUUUCUCAGGUCACGUCCACGCCUACGAAAGAUCAGAACGCAUAUCAAACAUUGCGUACAACGUGGUUAAUGGCAUUUGCACUCCAGUAAAAGAUCAAUCUGCUCCUGUUUAUAUCACCAUUGGUGAUGGAGGAAAUAUUGAAGGACUGGCUACCAAAAUGACUGAGCCUCAGCCUAUGUACUCUGCCUUCAGAGAAGCCAGCUUCGGGCAUGCAAUACUCUCGAUAAAGAACAGGACGCACGCACACUAUGGAUGGCACAGGAACCAGGAUGGUUACGCCGUGGAGGCUGACACCAUGUGGUUUUACAACCGAUUCUGGCAUCCUGUUAAUGAUUCUCCUUCUUUUGAUUCUUGAGAAUCUAUAGAAUGAAGAGCAUCCAAUACAAAACAAAAAAUAAAAAUUUGUAUACAAUGGAAUAUUGACUUCAAUACGGUCCAUAUUAAUUAGGUUGCAAAAAAAUACAAUCAAGAAAUAAUGAAAAAGUGUCAGCGUAAGAGCAAUAAAUAUAUUUUAAACUAGAGUCGAUCUGCGCUACGCGCG